This is a messenger RNA of Trematomus bernacchii (emerald rockcod), 4871 nucleotides long. Its product is annotated as ras-specific guanine nucleotide-releasing factor RalGPS1-like. The record is from RefSeq and is a predicted model, not a curated record. Gene Ontology annotation, biological process: Ras protein signal transduction; positive regulation of GTPase activity. Gene Ontology annotation, cellular component: plasma membrane. Bases 665 to 2422 code for a protein of 585 amino acids. Gene Ontology annotation, molecular function: guanyl-nucleotide exchange factor activity. Lineage: Eukaryota; Metazoa; Chordata; Actinopteri; Perciformes; Nototheniidae. The transcript has 20 exons.
GUGUGUCAAUAUUUAAUAUUCUCUUUCAUGUCCAUGUCAAUCUGUGUUUCUUGUCAAAUUUUGAGAACGUACCACGAUGUACGUACCGUGAUGUACGAGCCUGCAGAAAGCUCCUGAACGCGUCAUAGAUGCACCUGCGUCUGAAGGACGCUAGCUUAGAGCAUCGCUCUGAUUGGCUGGUUGAUUUUAGAGGCGGGAUCUCUCUGCGGAUUCCAGCGGAUGAUUAGUCCAUACACCUGGCUGUCAAGAUAAGUGCGCCUACCUGUCACUUCCUGCUGUCGGUAUUUAUUCAUUUUCACUUCUUUUUUUUCCCCGAGUAGAGACAAUUUGUCACAGCCAUGUUUGUAUGAAUUCGUCUAAUGUAUCCCGCACGGUUUGUGGACCCUGCGAACCAAACGUUACGACCUUGGCUUCAUGUUCGUCUUAAAGGAGGACUAACCCCCCUGGACACUGCUGGGAAAACACCGCCUGGGUGCAUUCAACCACCGCGGCUCAAUUCCUUUUAAUGUGGACUCAUAUUGCCGUGUUUAUUAAUAAAGCAGCAGCAGCAUCAGCAGCAGCGAGGGACUGUGCCUGGUGGAAAGGCAUGGAUGAGAGGUUAUGUGUAUCCCCCGCCCGCCCUCUGUCGCCCUGACCUGUGACCCCCAGCCCUCCCUCUGUGAGCAUGUAUCGCAGGAACGGGCUCUCAGAUGGCACCAGCAUCCACUCAGUCACCUCAGAGGUAACACACACACAUGCCAGCAGCAGCUCUGACUCUCUGGAUGGACAUUGUGUGGACUACGCCAAGAGCUACGAUGCCGUCGUGUUCGAUGUGCUCAAGGUGACGCCGGGGGAGUUUGCUAGCCAGAUCACUCUGAUGGAUGCUCCAGUCUUCAAAGCCAUCCAUCCAGAGGAGCUGGCUUGCUGUGGAUGGAAUGGGAAAGAAAAGCACCGUAUGGCUCCCAACAUUGUGGCAUUCACACGCAGGUUCAACCAGGUGAGCUUCUGGCUGGUGAGAGAAAUCUUGACUGCCCAGACGAUGAAAAUCCGAGCAGAAAUACUGAGCCAUUUCGUCAAAAUAGCAAAGAAACUGUUGGAGUUGAACAACCUUCACUCCCUGGUGUCGGUGGUGUCCGCUCUGACGAGCGCUCCUAUCUUCAGACUCAGCAAAACCUGGGCGUUGAUCAGUCGGAAAGACAAGGGCACAUUUGAGAAGCUCAACUAUCUGACAUCCAAGGAGGAGAACUACACCUGCAUGAGGGAAUACAUCCGCUCCCUGAAGAUGGUGCCCUGCAUCCCAUACCUCGGGAUCUACCUGUUGGACAUGAUCUACAUCGACUCAGCCUAUCCUGCUUCAGACAGCAUCAUCGAGACGGAGCAGCGGACCAAUAAGAUGAACAACCUCCUGAGGGUCAUCUCCGACCUGCAGGUGUCCUGCAGCUAUGAUUACUUGGUGACUCUGCCUCAUGUCCAGAAGUAUCUGCUGUCAGUUCGCUACAUCGAGGAACUCCAGAAGUUUGUAGAGGAUGACAACUUCAAGCUGUCUCUAAAGAUUGAACCUGGCAACAGUUCACCUCGCAUCGCUUCCUCUAAAGAAGACCUGGCAGGUCUGUCUGAGGUGUCGGCCUCCAUGAGGUACAGCCGGCGGCCCACCUGCCCUGACACCUCUGUGGGGCUUCGGAUCCCCACCCCCCCGCCCUCUCACCACAGGAAGAGCCAUAGUCUGGGGAACAAUAUGAUGUGUCAGUACGGCAUGUCAGAGAGCAGGAGCGCCACGUUUCCCAUUGAGAAAGCCCGCCACCUGCUGGACGACAGCUUCUUAGAGUCCAACAGCCCGGCCAGGAACGACCCGUACAGCAACUCUGUGUCCAACGGCCUGUCCAUGGGCAGCAGUGAAAGCUCUUUUGGGGAGGAGCUGUCUCCUGGAAUGGAGAGGGGCCGCAUGUACGCCACACUGGGCCCCAACUGGAGGGUCCCUCUCCGAAACUCCCCGCGGAGCCGCAGCUAUGUUUACAGCUCCUCCGCUGCCAACUCCUGCUACGGCUGCAGCGAGGAGGACAACGUGACUGUUGAAGGACCGCUGAGGAGGAAGACCCUUCUGAAGGAGGGGCGCAAACCCAAGUUGUCUUCGUGGACCAGAUUCUGGAUCACUCUGUCUGGAUCAACUCUGACUUUCUUUGGGGCCAAAGCUCUGAGGGCCUCUGAGAGAAAACAUUAUAAGUCCAGCCCCUGUAAGAAGGUGUGUGUCACGGGGUGGAUGGUGGUGCUGCCAGACAACCCGGCCAGACCCAACAUCUUCCAGCUGAACGACCCCGAUAAAGGAAAUGUUUACAAGUUCCAGACCGGAUCCAGGUUCUCAGCCAUCAUCUGGCACAAAAACCUGGAGGAGGCGUGUCGGAGCAGCAGACCUCAGAUACCAGCAAACCUCAUGUCAUUUGAAUGAGAGCAGACUCCAACCAGCGGGACGUUAAUGUGCCAAACUCAUGGGGUUUGGGAAGCAGAGACUCAAACAUGGACCCCAGUGGAGAGAUGAAGAAGUGAAGAAGAAGUGAUGAAGAAGUGAUGAAGAAGUGAAGAAGAAGUGAUGAAGAAGUGAAGAAGAAGUGAUGAAGAAGUGAUGAAGAAGCUCUUUAAACUGAAUAAGUGACUGUGUACGCCAACACCUGCUUUCUUUCUUUACCAGGACUAAAUGAAAUGUGAACUGUGGACAAAUGGAGUUAAUGGAGGACUUUGUUAUGCUGCUUAAAACAUGUGAACAGCGUAUGUUUUUUGGCCCAUGUUGGGUUUCUGUUUGGGGGAGGAUGAGGAGCAGACCAGUGUUAUACAGCCUCUCCAUGGAGCUCGGGGGUUUUAACACAGAAACCCCUUACCACUUUUAAUCGAGUGGUUACAUUUGUGAAUCUAUUUCUGCAUUUCAUCAUACCGGGACAAAGACACGCAUCCCAAACUUGUGAACCGACGGAAAAUGUGACGGUUUUAUUAUUACCACGGUGGAAGAGCAGAGGACAGAGAGGAGUCUUCAUCACCUUCAGCCCUGUGACUUACAGACUGAACAUGUUCCUAAAUCGUAGAAUUAGUAGUCGUACGUAAACACUAGGGAAGCAUGAAGAGGGCUUUUAGAGCCUGAAGGUCACCCCCCCCCCCCCCCUGCUACCUCAGCUGGUAGUCCUCCUGUUCAACAAGGUUUACAAAAAUAGCAACGAGUCACAUUUUCUACAGAACAAAUCUCAACACCAGGUGAUCAUUACAAUCAGUAGCCAAUCAGAGGAGCCAGCUGUUUCUAAGCAAUGAAGUACAACACUUUGGGUGGGUGUAAAUACUGUUUUUAUUUGUAAAAGAGUUUAUUUUUUGACAGUUGGCCAUAAAAGGGAAACAUUAUAUUCGAUUCACCAAUCUAACACUUUGUUUGAAACUCAAAAUGAAGGAAUGAGGGAAGACGUUGGUAAAUAACCUGCUUCAGAAGCAGCAUUGAAUUUAUUUGAAGGAUAAUUGUUUAUCACAACUCGGAUUUUUUUUUGAAGAAGUUUGGACUUUGUUAUGGUCACAAAUUACAGAGAGAGAGAGAGAGAGAGAGACGUGGUGACAUCAUUUUGUAACACUCUCACUAAUAUUGGCUAGCGCUCCAACACAUAAGUGAAAGGCGAAGGGGGCGGGAUAUAUCUAAGAGGUUGACCAAUCACAACAGAGCCGGCCAGCUAACCAAUCAGAGCAGACUGGGUCCUGGUUUCAGACGGAGGGUGAAAAGAAGUACCGGCAGUGUGAGAGAAAUAAAGAGCUUUUUAACCAUUAAAGCAAGGAGACAUGUCACAGAAGAGGCGCUACAUACUGAUAUGAAACUAGAAAUAGGGCCUUUAAGAUUUUUCCUGUAAAACGAUGAAUUUAACAACCUUUAAUUAUGCAUCUUGAAACAAAGGGGUUCAAGAUAAUCUGAUUAAUAUGUUGGUUUGUUUCCAAUCUAUCUGAUGAUAUGAAGCAAAGAUCCCAGUUGUGAUAAACCUGAACGGUCCUUUAAGAGUAGAAACAUUUCAAUGGAGCAGAACUAAUUCACUAAUGCCAUAUUUCUAAUGUUUCCCUGUUGUAACUGUCAGUCAUUUAUUUAAAAUAUUGCAAAAAGUGGCAAAAAGAAGAUUGAGAAACAAUUACAGUACUUGUCAAGUGUAAUCAUGUUGUAAAGAAUUUCAUAAUUUUGAUGUUUUUCAUUCAUGUAUUGACCUUGACUUAAAAAAAAAAAAAUGUGGACUAUUUUUAACAUUUCUUCAACUAGUCCAAAUGUUGUGUGAUUCAGUCAUGAAGGCUCUGUUUAAUAUGAAGAGGACCACAGCUGUGAUUAAGCCCAUUCAAUGCAAGUCAUAUCAUUUAUAGAACAGCUCAUUUCGGAAAGUCCAUUAGCAGACCGCUGAAACUCGCCUAUUUUGAUUUAUCGGAGUGUGUAUGAAGGGUAUAAAUUGCAGAAAAAAUGGAAUUGCAUAACCCGAAAAAGUCUUUGCUAAUUAAUUUUAAAAAAAACAAUGGAAACUAAUGGUUGCUGGGGAGAAAACACACCAUGUGGUCCUUUUUAAACCACAGCACAUUGUGAAAGUAGAAUACCAUUUUCAUCCAGUAAAAUAGACCAUAAAAUGUGCACACUUUACACUCAUCACCUGUGCAUUACUGAGCCUGUGUUUUGGUUUUUAUUAAGUAUUGUACUAUUUUAUUAUUGCAGACGAGCUGAACAAGGUGUACUGCAUUGAUGGAUAUUACUGCAUUACUUUUACGAUGAGUGUAAACAAACAUGUUGCCGUCAUGUCACUUUGCUGUUGAUGUACACUUUAUUCAACGUUUUUUAUUUCACACGCUAUUUGAAGACUACCACUUCAGUAAAUAUGUAUAAUUAAAGAAACAGUUGAACAUGU